UAUAAAAAUUUCAAGCUCUCUGGUUUGUCUUCGUACCUACCAAAACUGCUAUGUCUCUGCUCUCUCUCUCCACCACUUACCAGCAAACAACCAAGUACAGACAUUUUUGUUCGAAAGGGUCAAGUAGGUAACUUCAGAAUAUAGAAAAAAACACAUCAGGAAAAGAAGGUUUCUUUGUUGUGAAAGAUAGUUUCUUGAAGAUGAAAGAUUCGCCAUUGUUGAAAGCUGCAAUGGUAAAAGCAACAGAUCUUUCGACAAAGUAAAUAACCCAGAAGUCAUUCGCUUUUUGUAGGACAGUUUCCUUUUUAUUGUUUGGUUAAGUUGCUUCAAAUUUUAGAAAGAAGAAAAAGACAAAAAAGAAGUUGAUCUGGAUUAGUGGGGUGAGCAAGAAAAAUGGGGUGUUGGUACUCAAGGAUUGAUAGGGAAGAGACAGUUUCACGUUGCAAGGCGAGAAAGCGAUACAUGAAACAGUUAGUUAAAGCUAGACAAGCUCUUGCUGCUUCACAUUCUAUGUAUCUGCGCUCCUUACGAGGCACAGGCUCAGCUCUCCUUCAAUUUUCCAACAAUGAAACUAUCCUCCACCUCCAUCACCAUGCCCCUCCGCCGCCUCAUCCGCCGACACCGCCACCGCCUUUAAUGAGUCCUGGUUCAGACACACGGACAUCUGCUACCAGUGCCUCCCCUGCUCUGCCGCCGCCUCCUCCUCCUCCAUCAAGUAGCUGGGACUUCUGGGAUCCAUUUGUUCCGGCUGGGGCGUCACGGUCAGCCACAGAAGAGGAAUGGGAGGCUGCCGCGUCAAUAUCUGAGGUGGCGGUCACUGCUACAACAACCGCAAACGGGGCUGCGAGCGUGGCAGCGCCGCCUUCUGUGGUGGGUGGGUUCUCGAAAGAUACGGGAAGCGAGCUUGCUAUGGUGGUGUCGAGGAAUACUAAAGAACUGGUGGAGAUUGUGAAAGAGGUUGAUGAGUAUUUUCUUAAAGCUGCUGAUGCUGGUAGCCAGCUGUCGUUGCUGUUAGAAGUUUCAAAUUCCAAUUUUUCUGCUCAAAGUAAAGGAGGUAACGUGUAUAACUAUGGUUGCAAUCCGACUCCAACAACUUGGACAUGGAAUUGGAAUCCGAAAAUGGAAGGAAUUGGAACGUUGGGAGAGGACAGGAUUGGCGGAAAUGUUGGUGGUAGAGUUCUUAGCAGCAGCCAUUGUUCUAGUAUAGAGAGAUUGUAUGCUUGGGAGAAGAAAUUAUACCAGGAGGUCAAGAAUGCGGAGGCUAUUAAGAUAGAGCAUGAGAAAAGGGUGGCCCAGCUGAGGAAGCUGGAGAUGAAGAGAGCUGACUAUGUGAAGACUGAGAAGACUAAGAAAGAAGUUGAAAAAUUAGAAUCCCAAAUGAUGGUUGCUUCACAGGCCAUUAAGACUACAUCUAUGGAAAUCAUCAAGCUGAGAGAGUCGGAGCUUUACCCUCAACUCCUUGACCUUGUAAAAGGGUUGAUGUGCAUGUGGAGGAGCAUGUAUGAGAUCCACCAAGUCCACACGCACAUAGUUCAGCAGCUCAAGUACCUUAACUUCAUCCCUUCUAAUGAACCAACUUCUGAGAUUCACAGGCAAUCAACUCUCCAGCUCGAGCUUGAAGUCCAGCAAUGGCAUUUGUCUUUCUGUAACUUAGUCAAGGCUCAACGAGACUACAUUCAGUCCCUUGCAGGCUGGCUCCGGCUUAGUCUUUUCCAGUUCAGCAAUAACCCACUUUUAAGAAACAGUCAGGAAUCGAUAAUUUACUCUUUUUGUGAAGAAUGGCAUCUAGCAGUUGACAGGAUUCCAGAUAAGGUAGCAUCUGAAGGAAUCAAGAGCUUCUUGACAGUAAUACAUGCCAUUGUGGUUCAGCAAGCAGAGGAGUAUAAGCAAAAGAAAAAGGCAGAUUCUGCAUUUAAAGAUUUUGAGAAGAAGGCAGCAGAGCUUAGAUCACUGGAAAGUAAGUAUGGCCCUUUUUCGAUGCCGGAAAUGAACAAAGACCCUGUUGCAGAAAAGCGAACAAAAGUGGACAUAUUGAGAGCAAAGGCAGAGGAGGAGAAGAAUAAGCAUGAGAAGUCAGUGAGCAUAACAAGGGCGAUGACUUUGAACAACCUUCAGAUGGGGUUUCCCCACGUCUUUCAGGCAAUGGUAGGAUUUUCAAGUGUAUGUAUGCAAGCAUUUGAAUCUGUAUACAACCAAGCCAAGUGUAUUGAUCAUGAGCAUGAUGUGAAGAGAAUACUCCCUUGAAGCAUACCGGGCAAAAAUGAUGCUACCAUCAAUACCUGCUUUUAUGUAUAGAUGUUCACCUUGUUCAGUAGCUGGAUUUGAGUCCAGACUCCAGAGAAAGUGCUGCAUAGUUUUAUCUUCAAUGCAGAUCCAUCUUAUGCAAACUCUCAAUGGAGAUGAUUAAAAUCCAAUGACAUUUAGAGGGGACCAGUAUUGUUGGGAUAAGUGAUUUUUGAGAUGAUAUAGGAAGUAGAAAAAAUUCCAGUGAGAAGUUAGUGGUUUUCAAUUAGGAAUGUAGGAUUGUAUACCUGGCUUUGUUUUGUCAUAGG
Molecule: messenger RNA, 2552 nt
Organism: Durio zibethinus
Lineage: Eukaryota; Viridiplantae; Streptophyta; Magnoliopsida; Malvales; Malvaceae
Source: RefSeq, a predicted model, not a curated record